Molecule: messenger RNA, 894 nt
Organism: Ruditapes philippinarum (Manila clam)
Lineage: Eukaryota; Metazoa; Mollusca; Bivalvia; Venerida; Veneridae
Exons: 5
Coding region: 1-894 (297 amino acids)
Source: RefSeq, a predicted model, not a curated record
AUGUAUUUACCUGAUGUGGCCUACCGUGAUAAAGGACGAGGAGAUAUCAGAUAUUUACUUAUAGAACGAGAUAAAGGACGAGGAGAUUUCAGAUAUUUACUUAUAGACCGAGAUAAAGGACGAGGAGAUAUCAGAUAUUUACUUAUAGACCGUGAUAAAGGACGAGGAGAUAUCAGAUAUUUACUUAUAGACCACCGUGAUAAAGGACGAGGAGAUAUCAGAUAUUUACUUAUAGACCGAGAUAAAGGACGAGGAGAUUUCAGACAUUUACUUAUAGACCGUGAUAAAGGACGAGGAGAUUUCAGACAUUUACUUAUAGACCGUGAUAAAGGACGAGGAGAUAUCAGAUAUUUACUUAUAGACCGUGAUAAAGGACGAGGAGAUUUCAGAUAUUUACUUAUAGACCACCGUGAUAAAGGACGAGGAGAUAUCAGAUAUUUACUUAUAGAUCGAGAUAAAGGACGAGGAGAUUUCAGAUAUUUACUUAUAGACCGUGAUAAAGGACGAGGAGAUAUCAGAUAUUUACUUAUAGACCGUGAUAAAGGACGAGGAGAUAUCAGAUAUUUACUUAUACACCGUGAUAAAGGACGAGCAGAUUUCAGAUAUUUACUUAUACACCGUGAUAAAGGACGAGCAGAUAUCAGUCAUUUACUUAUAGACGGUGAUGAAGGACGAAGAGAUUUCAGAUAUUUACUUAUAGACCUGAUAAAGGACGAGGAGAUUGAUUUCAGACAUUUACUUAUACACCACCGUGAUAAAGGACGAGGAGAUAUCAGAUAUUUACUUAUAGAACGAGAUAAAGGACGAGGAGAUAUCAGACAUUUACUUAUAGACCGUGAUGAAGGACGAGGAGAUUUCAGAUAUUUACUUAUAGACCGUGAUGAAGGACGAUGA